This is a messenger RNA of Filobasidium floriforme, 2175 nucleotides long. RefSeq lists its product as uncharacterized. The record is from RefSeq and is a predicted model, not a curated record. Lineage: Eukaryota; Fungi; Basidiomycota; Tremellomycetes; Filobasidiales; Filobasidiaceae. Bases 169 to 2085 code for a protein of 638 amino acids. The transcript has 6 exons. Gene Ontology annotation, molecular function: succinyl-CoA:3-oxo-acid CoA-transferase activity.
GCCAUAGCCGAGCGAUCAACGAUUGAUGACGAUCGUUGAUCAGAUCAGAUCAAGGGGGGAUUGGCUGAAACAUCAUCAAACAGCAUCAUCAACAGUACUUCGACCACAACGCUUUUCGGCAUACAGUACAGUUCAUACGCAACAUAGACAUCGAAGCACACGUGCAGGAUGAUCGGCCGAACCUUCCUCCCGGCAGCUCGACAGAGUGCGGUUUGCGCACGCGCACCGUAUCUUCCAUCAACACUCCUAUUGACCUCAGCCUUACGUCCGACCUCGCUCUCAUUCUUCAGCUCUUCCUCUCAAACUCAGAACCUAUGCCAACGACGAAUACCCAUACAAAGACGUCUUCUGAACAGCGCCUCCCACGCUCAUACCCCUGAACUAGUCUCCGUUCACAAGCACAAACUCGGAUCCGUCCCCAGCCCAGCCGAGAACAUCGGAGAACCCCCUAUAAAGCAACCCAACAAAGAGGAGAAGAGGAGGGGAAAACUGUGGGACUCGGCGGACGAGGCGGUGAGGGAUUUGAAGAGUGGGAGUGUGAUCUUGAGCGCCGGAUUCGGUCUAUGCGGCGUAGCAGAAACCCUAAUAACCGCCCUGAAAAACCAUCCUAACUUGGACGACCUGAGCUUUGUCAGUAAUAACGCUGGGAUCACGCAUACGGGCGGGUUGGCCCCUCUCAUCGAGCACGAACACAAGGCCUCAUCACAACCAAAAGCUAGACCGAAAGUCCGCAAGAUAACCCUCUCCUACGUAGGGACCAACAAAGCCCUGGAACGUAAAUACCUCUCCGGCCUUAUCCAGCUCGAACUCAGUCCACAAGGUUCGAUCGCUGAGAGGCUCCGGUGUGCCGGACACGGGAUCCCUGGGGUAUGGACGAGGACGGGUGUGGAUACUGUUGUUGAGCACGGGGGGAUCGUUCAGAAGUACGUCCCCGACGCCUCGAAUGGCGAACAAAAAGGACAAGAAGGGGUUGUGGGUAAAGAUAGAGAUAGAAGUGGAGCGUAUGAUAGGGAGGUAGAGAUCCCCGGGGACAAGAAAGAGACCAAGAUCAUCGAUGGCAAGAAGUACUUGUUCGAGCCUGCGAUCAAGGGGGACGUGGCGAUCUUACGGGCUUGGAAGGUGGAUAAAGCUGGGAAUUGUCGGUUCAGGUAUACAACUCGGGCUUUCGCACCGCUCAUGGCCAAGGCUGCCAAGUUGAGCAUCGUCGAGGCGGAAAACAUCGUCGAGAUCGGCGAACUAGGACCGAUGGACAUCGACCUCCCUGGAAUCUACAUCGACCGGAUCGUGCCGGCCACUAUAGAUAAGUCGAUCGAGAUCGUGACCUUGCGCAAGCCCAAAACCGGGUCCGAGAAGAAGGACGACACCGCAUCCAACAAAGCUAACAAAGAAGACGCCACAUCGGACCCCAAACUCACCGCCCGUCUCAAACGUGAAAAGAUCGCCCGCCGAGCUGCCAAAGAGCUCAAAGACGGGUAUUACUGCAAUCUGGGCGUCGGGAUGCCCGUCCUCGCUGCGUCCUACUUGGAACCCGGUGUCAAGGUCUGGUUGCAGAGCGAGAACGGGAUCUUGGGUAUGGGAGAGUACCCGACGGAGGACGAGGUCGAUGCCGACAUCAUCAACGCCGGUAAAGAGACUGUCACGCUCGUCCCCGGUGCGAGCGUGUUCGACAGUUCAGAGAGCUUUGGGAUGAUCCGGGGCGGGCACGUCGACGUGUCGAUCCUGGGCGCCAUGGAGGUCAGCGCAUCCGGCGACCUAGCAAACUUUAUGAUCCCCGGUAAACUCGUCAAGGGCAUGGGCGGGGCCAUGGACCUAUGUUCGAACCCGGACGAUACCAAAGUGAUCGUCGUCACCGACCACCUGGACAAACACGGCCAGCCCAAGGUGGUCUCCGAAUGCUCGUUACCUCUUACCGCAUCGAGGGCGGUCAGUAGGAUCAUCACCGAUAUGGCCGUAUUCGACGUGGAUCGCCUCGGUGGCGGUGGGUUGACUUUGGUAGAAAUAGCUGAAGGGGUCACGGUGGAUGCGUUGAGGGAGGUUACCGGGGCUGAAUUCCAGGUGGCAGAGCAUCUGGGCGAGUUCCGCUAGAGAGGACCGCCAGGGUCAUGAGAGCAGGAUUUGUACGAAUCAUCGAGGAUUGUAUCUUUAGCAUAAUGAGAUGGUUGCAUCGUAACGCAG